Capronia coronata CBS 617.96 is the source of this 1806-nucleotide messenger RNA. RefSeq lists its product as uncharacterized. Gene Ontology annotation, molecular function: nucleobase transmembrane transporter activity. The record is from RefSeq and is a predicted model, not a curated record. Bases 1 to 1806 code for a protein of 601 amino acids. Lineage: Eukaryota; Fungi; Ascomycota; Eurotiomycetes; Chaetothyriales; Herpotrichiellaceae. Gene Ontology annotation, cellular component: plasma membrane. The transcript has 5 exons. Gene Ontology annotation, biological process: nucleobase transport; transmembrane transport.
AUGGAGGCUUCUGACAAACCCACAAUCACGGGGAUCAAUGCUUUCCGUCCCAAGAAUCUCAUCGCUCUACUCAGACUCAAGAAAUCCAACUUUAAAACCGGCAUUCAAAGCAAGGAGAACUUCAAGCAGUACCUCCGAACUCCUGGAUCAGAUGCCGAUCCCACGGGCUCUUAUUCAUGGAUAAAUGAUGAUCUACUCCCAUCAGCGCCGGAGUCACGCACAUGGGUGUGGUGGAACUACUUUUUCUUCUACUUCAGUCUGUCCAUGGACAACUGGACCCUUGGCUCUACCAUGAUUGGGACUGGCAUGAACUGGUGGCAGUCCAUUUUGAUUGUCUUCUUCAGUCAGAUAGUCAGUUCUGUCGCCAUGGCCAUCAACUCUCGCUCAGGUGAAGUAUAUCACGUUGGAUACCCCAUCAUAUCAAGAGCUGUCUUCGGUACUUGGGGCGCAUACUACGUCGUCUUUGCAAGAGCUGUUCUGGCCAUUGUAUACUAUGCCAUCAAGCUCUACAUUGGAUCCUCCUUUCUUGUCAACAUGUUGAACGCUGUGUUUGGUGACUCGUUCCGAAACCUACACAACUCAAUCCCGGCUUCGGUUGGCAUGACCAGUGCUCAAUUCAUUGCCUUCUUCCUCUAUUGGUUGAUCCACAUCCCUUUCACACUGCUUAGGCCGUAUCAGUUGCGUUGGCUCUUUACGGUGAAGAUGUGUACUGUUGUCCCCGCGUGUUUUGGGCUGUUCAUCUUUUGUAUGGCGAACACGAAAGGCAACAUCGGCGGAGGCCUCCCCGGAGCUCCUGCAUCGAAAUCGACCAGCUUUGCAUGGUUUGUUGUAUAUGCCUUCAACAGCGGACUCGGGAACACUGCAAACCUCAUCACAAAUCAGCCAGAUUUUAGCCGCUGGGCGAAGUACAAAUAUGCUUCUGUCUGGUCGCAGUUGAUCGCCAACCCUAUCAGUGUUACCAUCAAUGCCAGUCUUGGUAUCUUGGCGACCUCCGCCAUCAACCAUUCUUGGGGUCUUCAGCUGUGGAAUCCAUGGGAUCUCCUGGACGCAAUUUUGCUUAGAUACCCAACCUCUUCGGUUCGGUUUGCCGUUUUCCUCUGCGCGACAUUUUGGGCUCUCCUAGUCCUUGGGACCAACGUUGCUGCAAACAUGAUUCCGUUUGGUUCCGACUCUACGAUGCUCCUUCCGCGAUAUAUCAACAUGACUAGAGGGCAGUUUCUUGGACUAUGCCUAGCCUGGGCCGUCAACCCCUGGCAGAUCCUUCGAUCCGCUGAAGUCUUUUUGAAUUUCCUCGGUGGAUACGUCAUCUUCAUGGCCGCAGCCGUCGGUAUCAUGGUGGCAGACUACUACGUCCUUACCAAAGGGAACAUUUUUCUCAGGCAUCUGUACGACGGAAACAAGGCCAACCCUCACUACUACUACCACAAGGGUUGGAAUGUUCAAGCGUAUAUUGCCUACGUCGUGGCAGUUGCCAUUCCAUUCCCUGGCUUCUGUGGCUCUCUUGGUGCGAACGUCUCAGAGACUGCUAUGAACCUUGGUCACCUCGGCUGGUGUUUAUCGUUCGUCGUGUCAAUCGUUGUCUAUAUUGCCAUCUGCUAUGUCUGGCCGACGAGGAAUCAGAAGGUGAUCAAAAGCAUGAACCUGAAGUUUGAAGAGAUGGCUGGGGUUGAGCUCGAUCCAGCUACAAUACCAAACUAUCACGGUGCUGUGAUUCAGGGACGGGAGGUUCCAAGUCUGGAUGAGUCUGAGUCGGCUACGGAGAAGACGGUUGGUCACAGCACUGUGGUUGCUACAAAGGUUGCGUGA